CCGCUGCAUCUUUUAUUUAAGUUUUUUCCAAUAAAUAAUUCGUUUUGGCAACAAUUUUAAGUGUUUUUGGUGUAAUGAGCAUAUAAAUUUAACUGCGCUAAGCAGCAUUAAACAACAAAGCGCACAAGUCAGCUCAAAUUAUUAAGUGGAUUCGCAUCAGCAGUCAUCGUCGAAACCUCAUCUCGCAAAAAUGCCAAGCGAAAUAAUUACGCUGCAGCUGGGGCAAUGCGGCAAUCAAAUUGGCUUUGAGUUUUGGAAGCGGCUCUGCUUAGAACAUGGCAUCUCACCGAGCGGCGUUCUUGAAGAAUUUGCCACCGAUGGCAUGGAUAGAAAGGAUGUUUUCUUCUAUCAGGCGGAUGAUGAUCAUUAUAUACCGCGGGCCGUGUUGCUAGAUUUAGAGCCGCGCGUUAUUAACACCAUUAUGACUUCUGCUUAUUCCAAGCUGUACAAUCCUGAGAACGUGUACUUGUCUAAACAUGGCGGCGGUGCCGGCAACAACUGGGCUUCUGGCUAUAGCCAGGGCGAUAAAUUGCAGGAGGAAAUCUUUGAUAUAAUCGAUCGCGAGGCAGACGGAAGCGAUUCGCUUGAAGGUUUUGUGCUUUGUCAUUCGAUAGCAGGUGGCACUGGGUCGGGAAUGGGAUCAUUUCUUAUGGAACGCCUGGCAGAUCGUUAUCCCAAAAAACUUAUCCAAACUUACAGCGUGUUUCCAAAUCAAGACGAAAUAAGCGACGUUGUCGUACAACCCUACAACUCGAUGCUCACGCUACGCCGCCUGACCACUGCUGCAGACAGUGUUGUCGUCCUGGACAAUACGGCUCUCAAUCGCAUUGCCUGCGAUCGUUUGCACAUACAAAACCCAACCUUUACACAGAUUAAUACUCUAGUCUCAACCAUAAUGAGUGUUAGCACAACAACUCUGCGCUAUCCAUCCUAUAUGAACAAUAAUCUCAUUGGCCUGACAGCGCCAUUAAUUCCAACUCCACAACUGCACUUUCUGAUGACUGGCUACACACCGCUGACCAGCGAUGCUAAUCUUAGCAAUCAUCAUAAUCCAUUGUCUUCGCACCAGGCCGUUAACGUGCGAAAGACCACCGUGUUGGAUGUGAUGCGGCGUCUCCUGCAGCCAAAGAACAUGAUGGUGUCCACAGGCCCGGACAAAACUAAUCAUCACUGUUACAUAUCAAUACUAAACAUCAUACAGGGCGAGGUGGAUCCCACACAGGUGCACAAAUCGCUUCAGCGUAUUCGAGAGCGCAAAUUAGCGCAGUUUAUACCGUGGGGGCCAACUUCUAUACAGGUGGCAUUAUCGCGCUCCUCGCCCUACGUGCAAAGCAGCCACCGAGUUUCGGGCUUGAUGCUGGCCAAUCACACGAGCAUUUGCUCAUUGUUUGAGCGAACUUUAAAUCAGUAUGACAAGCUGCGAAAGCGUGGCGCUUUUCUGGAUCAAUUUAGACGCGAGGACAUCUUUAAGGAUGAUUUGAAUGAAUUGGACGAGUCCAGAGAGAUCGUAGACGGCCUCGUCCAAGAGUAUGAGGCGGCAACACGCACGGACUAUUUGCAGUUUUCGGCGAAUAGGCGUGGUGCCAAAGCUGAAGGAGCAGGCGAUACUAAAUCAGAAGAUACCAAGUCGUUAAACAGCGCAGAUCUUUGAGUCAUUAACCCUUGUGCCAUUUAUGUGCCAUGGUCAAGAAACCAAGUAUUCAAAACUUGCUCGAAUAUACAUGUCUGUGUGUUUUUAAUUAUUUAUGAAUUAUUGACACGCAAGGAUUCUAAAUCCUUCAAGUAUUUAUACAGCAUAAAUUGUUUUAAGUAUCUUAUAUGUUCGUGUGUAUUUCUGUCAAUAAGUACACUGUCUGUAUUUAACAGUAUAAGACUUUUUAUGUUUGCACAUUUUUUCAUUUCUUACUAACUUAAAUGUUAAAAUAUUGCUCUAAUAAAGUU
Messenger RNA from Drosophila novamexicana, 1941 nucleotides. RefSeq names its product tubulin gamma-1 chain (gene gammaTub23C). Lineage: Eukaryota; Metazoa; Arthropoda; Insecta; Diptera; Drosophilidae. The coding region runs from base 191 to 1651 and encodes 486 amino acids. Gene Ontology annotation, biological process: meiotic spindle organization; microtubule nucleation; mitotic spindle organization. Gene Ontology annotation, molecular function: structural constituent of cytoskeleton; GTP binding. The record is from RefSeq and is a predicted model, not a curated record. Gene Ontology annotation, cellular component: centrosome; nucleus; spindle. The transcript is spliced from 4 exons.